This is a messenger RNA of Solanum tuberosum (potato), 708 nucleotides long. RefSeq lists its product as uncharacterized. The coding region runs from base 1 to 708 and encodes 235 amino acids. Gene Ontology annotation, molecular function: nucleic acid binding. The record is from RefSeq and is a predicted model, not a curated record. NCBI's taxonomy places the organism in Eukaryota, Viridiplantae, Streptophyta, Magnoliopsida, Solanales, Solanaceae. The transcript has 2 exons. Gene Ontology annotation, biological process: DNA integration.
AUGAGUUCCCCUUGGCCAUUUGCAGCCUGGGGCAUGGAUGUUAUUGGACAGAUCGAGCCUGCUGCCUCCAAUGGUCAUAGGUUCAUUUUGGUCGCCAGUGAUUACUUCACCAAGUGGGUCGAAACUGCUUCCUACAAAGCUGUGAUAAAGAAAGUUGUGGCCGACUUUGUUCGCAACAAUUUGAUAUGUCGUUUUGGAGUUCCAGAGUCUAUCAUCACAGACAAUGGAGCAAAUCUGAAUAGUCACUUGAUAAAAGAGAUAUGUGAACAAUUCAAAAUUACCCACCGCAAUUCAACUGCAUAUCGCCCUCAGAUGAAUGGAGUUGUGGAAGCUGCUAAUAAGAACAUCAAGAGGAUACUGAGAAAGAUGAUUGACAACUAUAAAUUGAUACCAGCUGAAGUUGAGAUACCAUCUUUAAGGAUUAUUCAGGAAGCUGGAUUGAGUGAUGCCGAGUGGGUUCGUGACCGAUAUGAGCAGUUAACAUUGAUUGAUGAGAAAAUAAUGAGUGUCGUUUGUCAUGUCCAGUUGUAUCAACAGAGAAUGACUCACGCUUUCAACAAGAAAGUAAGAGUUCGAACAUUUGAGGUAGGCCAAUUGGUGUUGAAAUGCAUUUUCCCUCAUCAAGAGGAAUAUAAAGGGAAGCUUGCACCUAACUGGCAAGGACCGUAUGUUGUCCACAAAGUACUAUCAAGCAGAGAUGGACGGUAG